Messenger RNA from Plectropomus leopardus (leopard coralgrouper), 7185 nucleotides. It is a transcript of the gene arap2, whose product is annotated as ArfGAP with RhoGAP domain, ankyrin repeat and PH domain 2. NCBI's taxonomy places the organism in Eukaryota, Metazoa, Chordata, Actinopteri, Perciformes, Serranidae. Gene Ontology annotation, cellular component: cytoplasm. Gene Ontology annotation, biological process: signal transduction. The record is from RefSeq and is a predicted model, not a curated record. Gene Ontology annotation, molecular function: phosphatidylinositol-3,4,5-trisphosphate binding; protein binding; GTPase activator activity.
UUUUUAUGUUGCUAGGCAGUGAUGUAAAGCCAGAUUUUGAAACUCUUCUUUGAAUAAAUAGGAGACAAAGACGUCAGAUGGCCUUUGUGUGAUAUUUCAAAUAUUAGAUCUGAAGCUGGUCGACUGCAUCUUCCGUGUUCCUGAUGCAGAGGUGAGACCAUGUUGGAGCCUCUGGAGCCGAGCCAGGGGAUCGUGGAGUGGCUCUCCACGCUCCGCCUCUCCCAGUAUACAUCAUAUUUCCUGCAAGGAGGCUAUCACGCUCUGCAAGACUGCAAAGACCUCACUGAUGAGCGCCUACUUGAGCUUAAAGUGCUUCCAACAGGCCACCGUAGACGCAUCCUCCGGAGUUUGGAAGCACUUGGGGUGAAGCCACUGAGCGGAGAGGAAGAUGAAGAAGAAGAGGGAGCUGCAGAGAACGGGGUUUGCCAGAGGAAACCGGUGCCACACCCGAGACAUAUCUUCCUGACAGAUAAAAAGAGGGGGACUUCAUGUCAGCACCAUCAGCCAGAAGAGAAGAAGGAGCAGGAGGGGAGUCAGACUUUGCCUCCAGGAGCUGGACUCGGACCAGCAACUGAGGAGAGCAGAUAUGGUCGCCCGCCGCAACCGGCCCCGCGUGAUCCCCAGAACAUCAAAACAUCCAUAGCUGAACAUUACUUCAUCCCUCCAUCCACAUCCUCCAGGAGCAGCAGCAGCAGCAGCGAGUCUCUCUCCAUAUCUGAGAUACCCUCAGAUUGGGAGAUUUCCUCGGAGAAUCCCUCGCUGUCGAGCACCGACUCCUUCCCCUGUAUAGCUGACGUUUCCCAUUCGACGCUCACAGAGGACGGUUCUGGUUUUCACUGUGAAAUGGUGGAAAACUCGAUCUACGAGACACAGCCUGGUUUUAAGGCUCCUGCAGGUCCACGGCUCACUCGCUCCUACAGGCUGAGGCACCGUCCUGUUCCUGAAAUCCCGAAUCAGAUCAUACUGCCCCCUCAGGACAGGAGCGCACCACCAGCGCAAACAUCCAGCCCUGAACACCUAACCGGCUCCGAAGGUCCCAUCGGUGCAAACAGCAUACAGAAAGCUCCACUUCAAAGAACCUUGACGCCUAUUGCUCCCUACGGAGAGAUGUUCCUGUACAACAACCCCGAAAGCGCUCCGGACCGAGGCGCAAAAGAACGGCUGCAGAAAGGUUUCAAGGACAAGAUAAAGGCGAAGAAACAGAGGAAAAAGACGCCCAAACGGAAAAAAUCCAAGGAAAAAAAAUCUCCCUCUGCUCCCUCUAUCCCAGACCCCUACACAGAAGAAUACUCAACGGUGGAGGAGUGCGCCAGCAUUUUGCCGCGAGCCAGUUUGGACCAAAGUUUUCCCGUGACCGCAGAGGCUCUUGCUGUGGGACCAGCUGCCUCUGGCCCUCAGGACGGGUCUUUAAUCAUGGUGGAGUGUGACCUCUACUCCGAGUCUGUGGACGCUCUGGGGGCUGCGACCACGAGCGCACUGCCUGAUAUUUCUCCAUACGCGUGCUUCUAUGGACCCUCCAAACAUCAGGUGCUCAAAGUGGGCUGGCUGGACAAGCUGUCGCCUCAAGGAAACUGUGUUUUUCAGCGGAGGUGGGUGAGAUUUGAUGGCGAGAGUCUGGCUUACUACAACAGUGACAAGGAGAUGUACUCUAAAGGUAUGAUCCUCGCCAGUGCUAUUAGACAGGUGCGAGGUCUCGGUGACAACAAGUUUGAGGUCGUCACAUCCCUUCGGACUUUUGUAUUCCGGGCUGAAAGAGAAGGGGAGCGCCAGGAGUGGAUGGAAACUCUUCAGACGGCCACGCGCCCCCCCGCCUGCGGCUCCCAGAAGCGCUCCGACAGCCUCCCCCGCCCUUCCUCCACAAACAAGCGAGGCUUGCUGGAGCUCCGCGGUUACAAAGGCAGAGUGCUGGUGUCCCUGGCGGGGAGUAAAGUCAGGCUCUGCAAAACAGAACAGGACUAUAAAGCGGGCCUGGCUAUCGCAGAAUUGGAGCUGACUGCUGCCAACAUUCGAGACGUGGACCGCCGAGGCUUUGAAAUCAACACGCCCUUCAAGAACUUCUGCUUCACGGCCGAGUCAGAACGGGAGAAGGAGGAGUGGAUUGAAGCGGUCCAGGAAUCGAUCGCUGAGACACUCUCCGACUAUGAAGUGGCAGAGAAGAUCUGGUUCAACGAGGCCAACAGGACCUGCGCCGACUGUCGCGCCCCGCAGCCGGAGUGGGCGUCUAUCAAUCUGGGUGUGGUCGUCUGCAAGAAGUGUGCAGGGCAACACCGCUCCCUCGGCCCGAGUAUAUCAAAAGUGCGGAGCUUGAAGUUGGACAGCAGCAUCUGGAGCAAUGAGCUCGUGGAGCUCUUCCUGGAGGUCGGGAACCAGAACGCUAACAGUUUCUGGGCUGCUAAUCUUCCCUUGGAGGAGGAACUCUACAGCGGGGCUUCGGCGGAGCAGCGUGCCACGUUCAUCCGCAGGAAGUACAGAGAGAGGAAGUACUGCAGGGACCUGGAGGGCUUUGAUGACCUGGAGCAGCUCAACUGGGCGCUGUGUGCAGCUGUGGUGUUGCCUGACGUGCUGCAGACCAUGGCACUGGUGUUCAGUGGGGCAGAUGUUAUGUGCGCCACCGGGGAUCCGACCUCCUCCACCCCGUAUCUCUUGGCUCAACGCGCUGGACAGAAGCUACAGAUGGAGUUUCUGCACCAGAACAAACUCUCUGAUUUCCCCAGACUCGAGCCAUGGUCGGAGAGCACCUCCCUGUCCGAUGCUUCCCUUUUCAUGGAUGGCUUCCUCUACAUCUCCACCGGCCCCGCCAAGACAACGCUGGACCGCCGGGGAAGAGACGACAUGGCCCGUCGUUGGUGUACGCUGGAGGGCGGCUUCCUCAGUUACUACGAGAACGAGCGAUGCCCGUUGGCCAUCGGCAGGGUGGACGUCACCGAGGUGGUCAGCCUGGCUGUCAGCAACACAGAGACAAUGACUGGAGCUGGGGCUGUGUUUACCGUGGAGCUGUACCUGCAGACGGAGCGAGCGCUGAUUGUCGGAGCCGAAACACAGGAAACACAGCAUGACUGGAUCCAGGCACUAACAAAGUGCUUCGUUCCGUCUAAAGUCGAGGGACUGGUGCAGAGAGACGGCGAGCUGAUUGGCAGACUGCACUACAAAGAGGGCCACGACCUGUACCACUGGAGGGUGGGCUGGUUUACGCUGGAAGGCUCUGCCCUGCACUUCAGCCCAGGAGACGAGGAGGGCGAGGAGGAAGUCCUUCAACUCAAACAGCUGCAGGAGCUCACUGUCUCCACACAUACAGAGGGUGAAGACAAGAUCCAAGUCCUGCUGAUGGUGGAGGGAAGAAGAACAGUUUACAUCCACGGUUUCAACAAGAUGGACUUUGCACUGUGGCACUCUGCCAUCACACUCGCUGCCGCCACAGAUGGCAAGGCGCUCAGCGACCAACAGCUGACUAAGAAUGGAGUCCCCAUUAUACUCGACAGUUGCAUCGCUUUUGUCACCCAAUAUGGUUUGUGCCAGGAGGGGGUCUACCAGAGGCCGGGUGACCCUGGUCGAGUAGCUUCACUCCUGGAGGAGUUCAUGCGAGACGCCCGAAAUGUGAAGUUGAGGAAGAAGGAGCACCAGCUGGAAGAUGUGACGGACACCCUGAAGAGCUUCUUAUCCCAGGCAGAGGACGCACUGCUGACCAAGGAGCUGUAUCCGUACUGGGUGUCUGCCUUGGAUGAGAAGGACGAGAGGCAGAGAGUAAAGAAGUACUCCACUUUCAUCGAGAGUUUGCCAAAGAUAAACAGGUCAACCCUUGAUGCUCUGCUCCAACAUCUGUACAGGAUUCAGCAGUGUUCCCACCUCAACCACAUGCCGAGCGAAAAACUGGCUUCUGUCUUCUCCUCCUGCUUGUUCCAGACUCAGGGACAAACCCCACAGGAAACCAGCGUCGUCCAUGACCUCAUCAGCAACUACAUUACACUCUUCAGUGUCAAUGAAGAGCGGGUGCAACAGAUGGAGAGAGAGAAUAGUUUCAUCACACGCUGGAACGAGAAGAAGGACGCCACGUUCUCUCCAGCUGGGGACUUGAUCUUCGAGGUGUACCUGGAAAAGAGAGAGCCGGAGAACUGUUGUUUAAUCAAGGUCUCUCCGAGCAUGAGAUCGUCGGAACUCGCAGAAACGUCGCUGAGUAUGAGGAACGUCACUUUCAGCGCCGAUGACUGCUGGACCACCUUUGAGGUCAUUGAGAAUGGAGAGUUAGAGCGGCCGUUGCACCACAGUGAGAAGAUUCUUGAACAGGUGCUGGAGUGGAGCGCUCUGGACUGCCCUCGGUGUGCUUUUCUUGUUAUAAAGAAAUUUACAGAGGCUAAAAGAGAAGCAGAUGGAAAAGCAGAUCAAAGGCAUUUUAAAAAAGGAGACUAUCUGAAGUUCAACGAUGGAUCCUCCAAACUGCUGUCGGGACACAAAUUUCAGGACAAAUAUGUUGUACUACGUGCAGCGCAUCUGCUGCUCUACAGAGAUAUCAAAGGCACUAAAGCUGAAAAAGUAAUUCAUCUCAAAUCUGUGAAAUGUUACCUUGGCUUGAAGAAAAAGCUCAAACCUCCAACCAGCUGGGGCUUCACAGUCUACACUGAUAAACAACAAUGGCAUUUCUGCUGCGAGACGAGGGAGGCGCAGGUCAGCUGGGUGACGGACAUCAUCGGGAUGAAGUACGGUUCAGACAUCUGCUCUAAGAGCGGAAACUCAAAAGAAGCAGCAGAUCAUAAAUCGUCGAGAGGCAGUGCUGUGACCGAAGGCUGGAAGAAUCCAGCACCCAACCACAAUACCAGCAAACAGCUGACAGACAAGAGGAUUUCUCUUGCUGAUGACACCCUAAGGCCCACCAAGGACGCCACUCUGCACCACAAGACAAACACCACCGCCAACUGCCCGAAGCACGUCGACACGCUCAAGGCCCCAGAAGUCCCACACAGGAGAGCCUCGGCGGAUUCUGGCAAGCCUCGACACCUCCCUUCCCUGUCCCCGUCCAGACUGUGGCAGCCCGCGGCUUCGCCCGUUCCUCCUCAGAGCGGCUGUAAGACCCUCGGCAGGAGACCCGUUCUGGGCGGGGAAAGUAUGAUGCCGCCUAAUCUGCUGGACGAACUUAACUCGGUGCUGAGCAAGACUAGUCGCAGCACCAAGAGCAAUGACUGACAGGAAGAAGUCAGAAGAAACAGAGGUUAGUUUGGACGGUAAGACAAACAUUACAGGGCUGAGUGGAGAAAAAAUAAAGACGUGGAGACUGACAGAAAGACCACACAAUGCAGGCAGAGCCAAAGUACUUUCACGAGGGGGGAUUAUAGCCUGGAGACUGCUUUUGAACUCCGAGAUAUAAAGGGAUGCCGAUGCACAAGGGGACGUGGAGAACAGGUGCGGGAGACGGUGGAGGUCAUGCAAACCUCAGCUGGACGUGGCGCUGACCCAAGCACUACAAAGCGUGAUUUAUAUGCGGCUCCUCUAAACUCAGAGAAUGUUACAAAAGUAUGUUUGGCUGUCAAACCACAAAAGUUUCCAGAAAUACUCCAAAGUGCUUCAUGCUUUUGAGUUUCCAGUUAUUGGAAACAAACCGUCUUUUGACUACAUCUGAAAAGUAUUUUAAUUAUUUUAGUCCUUAUGCAGUGAAGUUUAUCUUUAGAUGAACAUUAAAUUUUAUAUCUAGCACUUUUGCUACAAAAGCACAUAAUGAAUAGCAUUUCCUCUGUUUUUAAAGACCUUCUUUAGCCAGGCAGUCAGAUUAUAGCUACAGUAUCUUUGGAAAACGCCAACAUGACACUUAAAUUGAUGAAUUUACUGUGUAUCAAGACAAGAACAACACACAAACUCUCUCUUUUGCUUUCUUCUUUACUGUCUUCUUUGGGUGCAGCUUUGUGUUGUUUUAGAGGCAGGGCGCCAUUUGGCUGAUUCUGCACCGCCACAGGCUGGGCUGAGUGCACGGCAGGAAGGAUAGACGUUUUUCUGAGGUCAUGAACUUUUUGGAAGUCGCUCAAGACAGCACUAUGAUUUAUUUUAUUUUUUUCUCCAUCCGGACUUUUCUGUUGUUGCUGAAUGGAGAUAUUCUUCAUGUUUGUGCUCAAAAGUUGUGCACUUUUUAGCAGCUAAGUCUAUUAGGAGCCAGGUGCUGUCGCUGGUGGGCGAUAUAAACCUUCACAACGACUGGCAUUACAAAUGUUGGAACGGGGAAACACGUCUAUCCAUCCUGCGGUGCGACAGUAAAAAGGAGAGCAAAAGAGAGACAGUUGGUCUGUUGUGCCAUUUCAGCCACUGCGUUGAUUUCACCCGUUCAUCACACAUAUGCUACAGAUACCAGUAUUAACAUUACCAACACGCAACUAAGUAACUAAGUAACGUAACUAAGUUAGAAAAAGACAAACUGACAGACGAAAUGACCAAGAGACAGACAGAAAAACAGACACACCGACACAGAGAGAUAUAACUCAGCUAUAAUGCUACAAAUAUGCUAAAGAUAUGUAGACUCGCUAGCUCACAAUGAUGGUUAUCAUGUUUAUGACGCGCGCUUUGAGGAUGACCAGCAGUCAUGUCAUCUUUACAUUUUAGCAACAGCCAUCUUUUUCUUUAACCUUGAGCUUAAAAUAAUGUUGUUUGUCAAAACAAUAUUUGUCAAACAGUGUGGCUAAACAACGCCAGGAAAUAACAGGACAGUCAGUAUCAUCAAAAUGCCAAAAUAAACUGUGGAGAGGCUUUAAUUAAUAGUGGCGGGGUCCGCCAUCAUCACACAGAAUUAGAAUACUCAUAGUUUAUAUUGGCCCGCUAGCUGAUAACUAUGGCUGAUAGACAUCAGAUGCAGUAUUAGCUGAUAGUGUUGGGCAGUCUCACAAGUAUUAUUUAUUUGUAAUUAUUUGUUUUAAAUAUGUUUUUUAACAGUUACCCACAUUUUUUUGUGUUGUAACCAUUAGCUUUUUAGCUAGAUAACUCUUUUUGUAAGCAUUUUUAAACUUUGCACUGGCUGCCACCAAAUAUAAAUUUAAUGUACAGUAUAAAUAUAGCAAAAAACAUUUCAAAAAGCCUCAAGGUACUGCGUUACUGAACAUUUUAGAACUUUCAUGUUUGUACAAUAAUAAAGUAAUUCAUGCAGGCCAGAUUUAGCUAACACCUCUCCAUGUUUUUGUAUGUUUAUUGGUGGGAAAAUAAAACAGAUACCUACAA